CAAAUGGAUUAAGAAUCAUAUAUAAAGACUGUGCUCGAACAGAGUUAGUUAUCAGUCAACGUUCGUUCACGGAAAGACAGAAAUCAAGGAUCAAAAAUGUUCAAGUUUGUAAUGGUCUUCGCAGUUUUGGGAUUGGCAGCCGCCGUUGCUCCCGUUUCGCGCUCGGACGAUGUCCACGCCGAGGUCAAGGUCCUCAGCUCGGACGUUCGUGCCGAUGGCUUCGACACCGAUCUCGUGGUUGAUAACAGCAUUCAGCAAGCCGCCAGCGGUGACAUCCAUGGAAAUGCCCACGGUAGCUUCAGCUGGAUCUCGCCCGAGGGCGAGCACGUUGAUAUCAAGUAUGUGGCCGAUGAGAACGGCUACCAGCCCGUGGGUGCCGUGCUCCCCACUCCACCACCAAUUCCAGAGGCUAUUGUCCGUGCCCUUGCCUGGCUGGAGGCUCACCCCCAAGCUCCGGAGCACGGAGCUCAUCAUUAAGGCUACCGCUGGAUAUGGAUCGAUCAACGGACUGUCCUAUGGAUGCAUAUCUCCCUAGUUGUGUAGCCGUACUACUUGAUUUCCAGAAAAAUACAUGCAUAUGCCUAAAGCAGUAAAAAAA
Molecule: messenger RNA, 598 nt
Organism: Drosophila miranda
Lineage: Eukaryota; Metazoa; Arthropoda; Insecta; Diptera; Drosophilidae
Product: larval cuticle protein 2
Exons: 2
Coding region: 97-477 (126 amino acids)
Cellular component (GO): chitin-based extracellular matrix
Molecular function (GO): structural constituent of chitin-based larval cuticle
Source: RefSeq, a predicted model, not a curated record